AUGGCUGAGGCCAAUUUCUCGGCCGCUCUCGCGACAUGGAAGGAGAUCAACCUCUCCGAGCUCCAAAAGUCGCUCGACAAGACAGCUCUCGAGCUCGUGGAGAACCAAAAGGAGAACAUGGUUGGGCGUAAGAAGCUUGCCGAACAGACCAGAGAGUUCAAGAAGCAGCCCGACGAUGCGGAAAAGUUUGGUGCCAUCAAGGUGCUGCUCAAGGCGUACCAGGGCGAGAUUGACAGCCUUACGCGUCGCUCCAAGAUGAGCGAGACGUCAUUCCUCAACGUCUACAAGCUCAUGUCGGACGCUCCCGACCCGUACCCGCUCCUGGACGCCGCGGUUGACCAGACCGUCAAGAUCGCAGAGGCACGGGUGCUGCAGUCCGAGGUUGCGCGUCUGCGCGAGGAGAACGCCGAGCUCAAGAAACAGGUUGCUGAGGGCUCGGCCGUGGAGGACAAGCGCAAGAAGGCCGAGGGCCGCGUGGAGCAGCUGGAAGCCAAGAUGGACGACCUCAUCCAAGACCGUGUGACUCAGAAAGAGAACGAGCUGAAUGCCGAGUAUGACGAACGGAUGCGCAACUACGAGGAGCGCGAAAAGGACCUCCAGCGCCAGGUGCAGACUCUCAAGGACCAGCUCCGCGACUUGCACACCUCGAACGAGAGCACUCAGGCCAAGCUCCUCGACGCCAGCCAGCGCCAGGAACAGGACGUUUCGGCCAAGCUCUCCGAGCUCGACCUCGUCGUUGCCGACCUCAACCGCGCCAACGAGCGUGUCGCGUCGGUUGAGCGCCGUAACGAGUUGCUGCGCGCCGAGAUUGAGACUGUGCGCAGUGGUUCGCAGCAGGCUGAGAAGGUCAAGGCGCUCGAGGACCAGGUGACGGAGCUCGAGCUCGAGGCUUCUCGUCUUCUCCGUGCCCUCGACCAGGUCAAGGAAACCAAGGCCGAGACGGAGCGCGCUGAGAACAAGCGUGCUGAAGAUGCCGCUCGCGAGUCCGCCAACCAGGCUGCCGAGAUUGAUAGCCUCCGCACAAAGGUCAAGCAGUUCUCGGACUACGAUGAGAUCAAGCGCGAGCUGGAGAUUAUGAAGUAUGUCGAGUUCUCGGGUGCCGACCUCGACAACGAGGACGAGGACAUCCAGCUGCCCAACCCCAACGCCGACGUUGCCAACAAGCAGCUUGGCCGCUCGCUCGAGAACCUCCUGGUCUCCAAGAACCGCCGACUCCUCGAGGACCUGACCAAGCUGCGCGUCGCGCACGAGGAGCUUAACACCUUGCACAACAAGACGGAAGAGGGUGGCGAGACAACGCGUGCCGAGGUCGAGCGCCUGCGGACGCUCAAUGAGAGGCUGGAGAACGACCUUAUGAGCCUGAACAAGGGCGAUGGCGACAAGAGCGAGCGUAGCGCCGGCCUCGCUGGACUGGACAUUGGCGGGAAGGGGAAGAGUGGCCGCACAUCACCUGCUCCCGGCGGCGACGCGUCCAUUCUCCCCAUUGUCACUUCGCAGCGUGACCGCUUCCGCCAGCGUAAUGCCGAGUUGGAAGAGGAGCUGCGGCGACAGUUUGAGACCAUCUCGGACCUGCGCACCGAGAUCAAGUCGCUGCAAGCCGACAACCUCAAGCUGUACGAAAAGGUCCGCUACAUGCAGAGCUACCGCGACGGCGGUGGUUCGACUGUCAACAUCUCCACUCCCGGCACGAGCACGCCAGGCGGCUCUGCGUACAUGCUCAACGGCGCGUUGAGGAGUCGCGAGGAGGACAUGGGCAAGUACAAGGACAAGUACGACGAGAGCCUCAACCCGUUCGAGGCGUUCAAGGGACGCGAGGCGCAGCGUGCAAUCCAGGCCCUCAACCCGCUUGAGCGCGCCGUGUUCAGCCUUACGCGCGCUGUCAUUGGCAACAAGCGCUCGCGUAGCCUGUUCAUCCUCUACGCCGGAUCCUUGCAUUUGCUUGUUCUGUUUGUGCUGUGGAACACGAUGGCAGCGAGCGACAGUGCGAAGAGCGUACCUAUUCCUCCGCCGCAUUAG
Apiotrichum porosum is the source of this 2016-nucleotide messenger RNA. RefSeq lists its product as uncharacterized. Gene Ontology annotation, biological process: intra-Golgi vesicle-mediated transport. The coding region runs from base 1 to 2016 and encodes 671 amino acids. Gene Ontology annotation, cellular component: Golgi membrane. Lineage: Eukaryota; Fungi; Basidiomycota; Tremellomycetes; Trichosporonales; Trichosporonaceae. The record is from RefSeq and is a predicted model, not a curated record. The transcript has 10 exons.